This is a messenger RNA of Dromiciops gliroides (monito del monte), 7930 nucleotides long. It is a transcript of the gene AVPR1A, whose product is annotated as arginine vasopressin receptor 1A. Gene Ontology annotation, molecular function: vasopressin receptor activity; peptide binding. The record is from RefSeq and is a predicted model, not a curated record. The transcript has 2 exons. The coding region runs from base 188 to 1453 and encodes 421 amino acids. Gene Ontology annotation, cellular component: membrane. Gene Ontology annotation, biological process: positive regulation of vasoconstriction; G protein-coupled receptor signaling pathway; regulation of systemic arterial blood pressure by vasopressin. NCBI's taxonomy places the organism in Eukaryota, Metazoa, Chordata, Mammalia, Microbiotheria, Microbiotheriidae.
GAGAGAGAGAGAGAGAGAGAGAGAGAGCCAGCCGAGAACAGAAGGAAGGUACUGUCAAAAGGACAGACGAAAGGAGGGGGCACCUGAAGGGGAGAAAAGGGGGACAAAGUGUAGUGAGGCAGCAAGAGAUCCGAGAGGGAAGGGAAGGUAGACGUAAGUGAAGGCGGGAGGGUGAAGCAGGGGCCCAAUGGGCAGCACGCGUUUCCCCGGUGGGGCUUUGCCCACCUGGACAGCUGCCACCAGUAACUCCAGCCCUUGGUGGCCUCCGACCAGCAGCCCCACGGCGGUCCCCAACGCGAGCCUGGACAACUCGGAGAGCGACAGUCGGAACGAGGAGCUGGCCAAGUUGGAGAUCACCGUGCUGGCUGCGACUUUCGUGGUGGCCGUGCUGGGCAACUGCAGCGUGCUUCUGGCCCUGCACCGCACCCCGCGCAAGACGUCUCGGAUGCAUCUCUUCAUCCGCCACCUCAGCCUCGCAGACCUGGCGGUCGCCUUCUUCCAGGUGUUGCCCCAGCUGUGCUGGGACAUCACCUACCGCUUCCGCGGCCCCGACGGCUUGUGCCGCGUGGUCAAGCACCUGCAGGUCUUCGCCAUGUUCGCCUCGGCGUACAUGCUGGUGGUGAUGACCGCCGACCGCUACAUCGCGGUGUGCCACCCGCUGAAGACGCUGCAGCAGCCUGCCCGGCGCUCCCGGGUCAUGAUCGCCGCCGCCUGGGCGCUGAGCUUCGUGCUCAGCACGCCCCAGUACUUCAUCUUCUCGGUGAUCGAGGUCAACAACGUCACCAAGGCCCGCGACUGCUGGGCCAACUUCAUCCAGCCCUGGGGGCUCCGCGCCUACGUGACCUGGAUGACCGGCGGCAUCUUUGUGGCCCCGGUCAUCAUCCUGGGCACCUGCUACGGCUUCAUCUGCUAUCAUAUCUGGCGGAACAUCCGCGGCAAGACGUCCACAGUGAGGAGCAAGGAGGAGGAGGAAGCGGCAGCAGGCGCCCUGCGCAAGGGGCUCUUGCUGGCCCCCUGUGUCAGCAGUAUCAAGUCCAUUUCUCGGGCCAAGAUCCGCACCGUGAAGAUGACUUUCGUGAUCGUGACAGCCUACAUCGUGUGCUGGGCUCCCUUCUUCGUGGUCCAGAUGUGGUCCGUCUGGGACCAGGAGUCCUCCUGGAUCGAUUCUGAAAACCCCGCCAUCACCAUCACUGCUUUACUGGGCUCCCUGAACAGCUGCUGCAACCCCUGGAUCUACAUGUUCUUCAGUGGCCAUCUCCUACAAGACUGUGUACAGAGUUUCCCCUGUUGUCGAAAAAUGAAACAACCAUUGAGCAAAGAAGAUUCUGACAGCAUGAGCAGAAGGCAGACUUCCUUCACUAACAACCGAAGCCCUACAAAUAGCACAGACACCUGCAGAGACUCCCCUAAAUCAUCAUCCAAGUCCAUGAGGUUCAUUCCCAUUUCCACUUGACUCCUCUGUUUGUGCAGUGAGACUUCUUUGAGUGAUAGCUGACACUUAGGUGGGCAAAGCCAGCCAUCAUUGGAGCAAAAGAACCUUAUGAUAUGCAAGUUAAGUGUACAGUAUUGUAUUUCUGGAGAGUACUCUUACUGCUGUGAACAAAAGUUGUAAAUAAUUUUGUGGGAACUGUUAUUGAAAUCUCACUUUGCUAAAAUCUGGGAAAGUGAUUCCUCUAGGCAGAAUUGAAGUUUUGGGUUGUUUGUUUUUUUUCCUAAAGGGGAAAAAAAAUCACUCAUAGUCAAAUCCCUCCCUCCAUCUGUCCCUCCCUCCCUCCUUCCCACCCCUCUUGGAUUUAUUUUUUUUAUUUGUUCCCAAAGUAAUCAAUGCAUGGUUAGUUUAAAAUAAUAUUCAUUUAAGUUAGAGGCACCACUUUUGACUAAUAACAAGCCAUGCUCCCCAUGAAAGGAAUUAAAAAGGCUUCAAAGGCAUCAGUAUUUCAGGCAUAGGGGUAAGUUGAAGAUAGGUAUCAGACUUAGGCAAAAAUGGAGAUGGUUUCUUCUUACUGUCUUUGAGCAAGGGACCACCACUAUGCAACUACGGAUGAACAGCUGAAACCCUACAUGAGGAAAUAAAGCUGACUACGUUAACAUAUUUCAGCCACUUCUCACAGUAGAAAUGGAAAAUGAUGGCUAUCUUGAGGUGUUUUAAUAUAUGAAGAAAUUCCUAAAAUCAGGGUUUUUUCCAAUAAAGCUACAGGAAUAGGGAUUUAGAGUGGGAAAGGAUUUCAGAAGUCAUUGAGUCCAACACCUUGCUUCUUCUUCUUCUUCUUUUUUUUAAACAGAUAAGCAAAAUUAGACCAAGUAAAGUUGAGACUUGCCCCAAAUCACAUAGAUAGUAAGUGGCAAAGUCAAGAAGACUUGAACCUCAGACCACACAUUAAGCCUUCUUUAUUCUGCACCAAACAGAAACAAAGAGGUUUUUUCUACUAUAUGGGAAGUUGGCAUUUUUGCUUUUUGCUUCUUUUGAACAGUAGGGUUCAAAGCUUUGGAAAAAAUAACGCAGAAUAUGGAUUUAUUCCCCUGAUACUUAAAUCACCCUGACCUUUGCUUUUGACCUUGAACUCCUUUUGCCACUUGGCAUUUUCAUAGCCCUGCUGCACUCAGAGUCAUACUGUUUAUUUUUAUCCACUAAUAUGGAUGGUUUAGUGUCUGGGCUAUCAAAAUUCUAAAAUGCAAAUAUAGCUCUGCUGAUUCAUCGGGAAAAUGUUUCCAAUGGGCAGAAAAAUGAUUCACUUUAAAGCAAAGUCUUCUAGCUUAAGGUAAGAAAUGCUUACCUUUGGAGACAGGUGAAUUAAAGGCCUAAACCAUCCAUUUGGUUGAUUUCUGAACAAAGGCAAAUUAUAAUUCUGCUUUUUCUGUUUACUUAGCAUCUAUCAUUAGGGGAACUUAGUGUGCUUUUCAGGUCAUUAUGUUUGCCUCCUACCUUCCUCAUGGAAAUGAUGCCAGGAUUUUAUGAAACACUGUAAAUACUUUGGGUUCCUUAGAGAAAAUGAUAUUUGCUUUUGACAUUAUUGUUGCAUGUGGACAUGUGUGUUUGUUAUGAGGAAAGCUAUUUUUUCCCUCUGUAAAUAAGGCACUAAGACAUAGCAGCAGGAAGCAUGCCUGGGGGCGGCAGGGAGGAUAUCAUCUUGUCACCUCUUCAUUCCCCUGCCAUUCCAAAUCUUUAAUUGUUUUACUCCCAGAGAUGAUGUGUAUUAUUAAAAGAGAAAAGGAGAAAGGGAUGUUGGGGAGAAGGGGUAGUUCAAAAUUUAUGAAUUCCAGCCCUUAAGUUAUCGCCGUUCUGUUUUCUCAAAGUUAUUGCUAUGUUUCUUGGUAGGGUUUUUUUGUUGUUUUUUUUUGAGGGUGGGGGAGGGACGAGGAUUAAGUUACUUUCCCAGAGUCACACAGCUAGUAAGUGUCAAAUGUCUGAGGUCGGGUUUGAACUCAGGUCCUCCUGAAUCCAGGGCCAGUGCUUUAUCCACUGUGUCACCUAGCUGCCCCCACUAUAUUUCUUUAAAAAGUUGUGUUCAAGAAGGUGGGCGCAUACUUUGAGAUGAUCCCACAGGUGAGAACACCCUGUGACAAGAGCCUAUUCAUACUUCAGUAAAUAUAAAACCAUCAUUUAAAACUGUUAUUGGAAUUUAAUAAGUUAGAGAGAGAGAGAGAGAGAAAGAGAGAGAGAGAGAACAAAAGAGAACCAGAGAGAACAUUUCCCUAAGCAAAAUAAAGUAGAGGAUUAAUAUAUAGCACUUAUGAUGGUGGGGGGAGGGCAAGAUGACCCUUCUUAGAACCAAUUUCCACCACCCCAUAAAAAUAACAAAGUGAUCCAGGGAUCUUCCAGUGUAGACUCCAUUUUAAGAGAUUUACAUGUGUAAAUGUGAUAUACUCCCUUCCCCUAAACAAGUCAACCUAAUUUUGGUCCUGUCUUCUGGGAAUAUUCAAGAAAUAAAAGACACGGGUCAAUUACCCAGUAUAUUUCUGCCUUUCUCAUGAAGCAGUAUGAUCUAGCUGAAGAGUGCUAGACUAAGAAUCUGGAGGUCCCAGUUUUAAUUCUGAACAAGUCAAUUAAUCCCUCUGGUUCUAAGUUUCCUUGAGUAAAAUGAGAGGUAGGUAGGUAGGUAGACUCAACCAUCUUUAAAGUACCCCCUUGAUGCUCCACAAUUAUAUGCCAUGAUAAUAAUGACUUAAAGCUAUAUAGUGCUGAGAGGUUUAAAAACACUUUCCUUACAGCUGUCCUUCUGAGGUCAAUAAUACAAGGAUGUUCAUCCCCAGCACGUGUCCCUAUUCAAAGGAAACAGGCAGAAUACACAAGAAUAAUGUUAUCGCUUUGAGGAUUAUUGGUGUCCUAAAAGUGUUAGAUCAGGUUUAAACUAUUAAGGCUUGAAGCCAUUAAACUAUUUAAACUAUUAAAGUUUAUAACAGGCUUAAAACUGCACUAAAAUUUUAGGGACACCACAUUAGCUAUUUUAAAAAAAGACUCAAAAAUAUACAUUUUUUGGCCUGAGUGAUUUGGUUGUGUUGGAGACUUGAGGGAAAAGAACAAAUUCAUUGUUUUGGGGUUUUUUUUUUGGAUGGGGCAAUGAGGCUUAAGUGACUUGCCCAGGGUCACACAGCUACUAAGUGUCAAGUGUCUAAGGCCAGAUUUGAACUCUGGUCCUCCUGAAUCCAGGGCCGGUGCUCUAUCCACUGCGCCACCUGGCUGCUCCCAUUGUUUUGGUUUUGAGGGAAGAACAGGCAUAUUUGUGAUGUCCAUUUGGACAUGGAAGAUAUGAUAUUUUAUUCAUAGGUUUGGGGACAUUUAUUUAAGGAAACUCUGAAAAUGUUAAAUAAAAAACAAAUAAAGAGUGAGGAGGUGUGGCCUCAGAAUCAGAAAGACCUGGGCUCAAGGGCCAUACUUAGCCAUGAGACCCCUAAGAAAGUCAUCAAACUUCUGUGUCCCUGAUGACUGUCCAAGACUUUUGAGUUAUAGAGAAGGUAUAGAAUUGCAUUAGUACAGGAAAGUUCUUCUCCAGGUGAGCCCUGGAAGCUAGGUGGUACAGUAAAUAGGACAGUGGGCCUUGAGUCAGGAAGAUCUGAGUUCAAAUCUAGCCUCAGAGAUGUAUAAGACCUGGGUGACCCAAGUCAGUUUCUUCAACUUAGGACAGUGAUUAUUAGCAUAUAGUAUGUUUAAGAAAGGUUUGUUCCCUUCCCUACACAGAUGAAGAAAUCGAGUCAGACAAAUGUAUCUGUAUAUGUACAUAUGCACGUCAAAUUUUAAAAAUUCUCUUUCCUCAAUUAAUAUUUAGGAAUUACAUUAAUAGGCAUAUAUAAUUCAAUAAAACACUUGAGAGAUGUAUGGUAUAAAUGUUAUAAUAUUGUCAUGAUAAAUACAUAUUGUACAUAUUAUAUAUUUAUACAUAUAUUAGAAUGAAGACUUGUGGGCAAGAACAAAUUCAUUGUUUUGGGGAAGGGGAUAUGUGUGUGUAUGUGUGUGGUUAUUUAGUGAUUUAUCAAAAUCUUGAGCAUUUGUUAAGUUUUAUAACUGUCAAAAAUCCUAUUUGGGUCCUACCUGUAAUAGAUUUUUUUUUUUGGUGGGGCAAUGGGGGUUAAGUGACUUGCCCAGGGUCCCACAGCUAAUAAGUGUCAAGUGUUUGAUGCCGGAUUUGAACUCAGGGCCUCCUGAAUCUAGGGCCGGUUCUUUAUCCACUGUGCUACCUAGCUGCCCCUGUAAUAGAUUUAAAUGAAACUGCAAGGUCUAUUAAUAUGUUUGUCCUAUACAGGGAAUUUCUGUUAACAUCAAAGAAGUCUUACAGCAUUAUUGAGGAGAGGUUAUCUUUUUUUUUAAAGUAAAAAAAGAAAGAAAGAACUAUGUUUAGUAGCCCUAUGUAAAUCUUCCCCACCCCAUGCAUGAAUAUCCACUCACCAUUAUUCCUAGAAUGUCUUUUAAUCUUGUAUUACCUAACUAAAAAUUAUCUAAUGAAUACUUCGUGCUUUUCAAAUGGAAGGAUAUCAUUUUCUAUAACCUAAAUGAGUUCUUAGAAGCAUGAACAGGACUUUCUUCUCACUGUGAAGCAUUAUUUUAAAAGCACUUAAAAAGAAUUAAGUCUGACUUUUCAGCUUGAAGGUCAUAAACUAGGCUAUGUGAAGCAGUUCUAAAUGGGUGUACAGGGGGAGAGAUCUCCAAUUAUUAUAGUUUUUUGGGGGAGGUGGAUAUAUACCAGGCUACAGCCAAUUAUAGAUUCACUAGUCAUGGAGGUAUGGCCGGUAUUUGUUUUUGUAUCCUCACUCUCAUUGUUUUCGGUGUUGCUUUUGGAGUACCAUUUUAAAGCCAACAUAGAAUGCAGAUUUAACCAUGGACCAUGUUUGCCAGGUCCUGGACAGAAACCUCAUUGAAUUCAUGAUCAAGGGAAGAAAAGGUGCUAGGUACAAGAUUGCAGAGUGGCUAGAGUGCUAGACUUGGGGUCCUAAAGACCUGAGUUAAAAAUACCACCUCUAUGCUGACCUAUUACCUAUUUGGUUAGGUCUGACUCUUUGUGACCCCAUUUGGGGUUUUCUUGGCAAAGUACUGGAGUGAUUUGCCAUUUCCUUCUUCAGAUCAUUUUACAGAUGAAGAAACUGAAGUAAACAGGAUUUAGCCACUUGCCCAAGGUCACAUAGCCAGUAAAAGUCUGAAGCUGGAUUUGAACUCAUUAAGAAGAGUCUUCCUGAUUCCAAACCCAUAUAACCUGCAUUCCAAAUCCAGACACUUACCAACUGCAUGACUUACCUACUCUCAGCCUCAGUUGCUUCAUCUAUAAAAUGGGAAUACUAACACCUACCUCCCAGAGUUGUUGCAAGGAUCAAAAGAAAUAAUAAUGUAAAUCAUUCUACAAAUCUUAAAGCACUAUGUCAAUAUUAGUUAUUCUAGGCAUGUCAGCACUUAGCAUCAUCUACAUGCAUCUAUCAAACACGAAGUCUGAGUUCAUACUCCUAGCAUGAGUUUUAGGCAUAUGGAACUCUUGCUGAUUUCUGAGAAAAUUCUAUGCAUGUAAGAAAUUCUGAUAUAGCCUGCAGUAAUACACCAGCAGAUACAUAUUUCAUUAUUGCUAAAAAUCAAUUGCUAUCUUAGUUCUUAGAUUUUGCCAGCAACACGCUAACAUCUUGCUACAGUGACAUGUAGUCUAAAUAAGAAACUAGCCUCACACUUAUGCUUUUGAAGUAUUAUGAGUGAAUCAAUAUAUUUUUCUGUUAAAGGUUCAAGAAAAUGAAUGUAAAGUAAACCUGUUGGUAAAACUGAUAUCAAGAAAGAAAAUAAGUCUCAGUUGUUAUGAAAAUCCAAAUAUAUUACUGUAAAGAGAAAACAGUGAGCAUGUUUAUCCUUAUAUCAAAGUGAUUUUGAUGUUGAUAUGCCUUUAUUAUUAUUAUUAUUAUUAUUAUUAUUAUUAUUAUUAUUAUUAUUAUGACUAAUACAAGUAAAUUUCUAGUAUUUUAUCAUUUCCUUUUUGUAAACUAUUCUUUCAAACUUUUUUCUUCAGCUCGUGUACUCAGCUUUCCAGGAAAAGUUUAGAUUUUAGGGACUUUGAUGGUGGGAAGGGGGCUGGAGGGAACUGUAGUAAAUUUUAAGUUACAAAAGUUUUGGAGAAGUUGCAAGGCAUUGUAGGUAUCACAUCAAUCUUGAAGGAAGACCUGGAUUUAAAUCCCAUCUUGGACAUUUCAUGUUAUGUGACUCAGGACAAGUUAUUUAAGCUCCCUGAGCCUCAGUUUCCUUAUCUGUAAAAUGGGGAUAAUAAUAGCAUGUAUCUCACAAAGUUGUUGUGAAGCCCAAAUGAGAUAAUGUAUGUGAGGCAUUUUGCAAACCUUAGAGUGAUAUGUAAAUGUCAGCUAUUAUUAUCAUUAUCAAAUGAGCGUCAUAAGGUUACAACAGUAUACCGAAUGUUAGGUAUUCUACAAAUGGAAAUCUUGUUUUGGUUCUGAACUAACUUUUUUUGACUCG